UCACCGUAGAGCAUACUGUGCUCCCUGCCCAGCUUGCCCUGCUUCCUUCUUGCUGAGUGUUAUCCAAAACCCUUCCUAUCCUUACCCAUCCCUUUAAACCCUAAUCAGCUCCGACGCUCCGAGCCGUCUACUGUUUUCAGAAGUGAUGGCAUCAACUUUCACAGCAAUGUCUUCAAUUGGCUCUUUUGCGGCCCCUGGGUGCCGAGUGACAGAUAGGAAGCUUUCCUCAUCUGCCUCUAUUUCUUCAUUUUCCUUUGGUAGGAGGCGUAAUUUACUUAUAAGGAGAAAUCGAUCUCCCAUGAUUUCUGCCAUGGCAAAGGAGUUGCACUUCAAUAAAGAUGGGUCAGCUAUUAAAAGAUUGCAAAGUGGUGUUAACAAGCUUGCAGAUCUUGUUGGAGUCACACUUGGCCCUAAGGGGAGGAAUGUUGUACUGGAGAGCAAGUAUGGCUCCCCCAAAAUUGUUAAUGACGGAGUGACUGUGGCCAAAGAGGUUGAAUUGGAGGAUCCAGUGGAAAACAUUGGUGCCAAGUUGGUGAGACAAGCGGCUGCCAAGACAAAUGACUUGGCUGGUGAUGGAACCACUACGUCUGUUGUUCUUGCCCAGGGUCUUAUUGCAGAAGGUGUCAAGGUUGUAGCAGCUGGUGCCAACCCUGUACUAAUCACUCGUGGCAUUGAGAAGACAACAAAGGCUCUUGUAACUGAGCUAAAACAGAUGUCCAAAGAGGUUGAGGAUAGUGAAUUGGCAGAUGUGGCAGCAGUAAGUGCAGGAAAUAACUAUGAAGUAGGUAAUAUGAUAGCCGAAGCAAUGAGUAAGGUUGGUAGGAAGGGUGUUGUGACACUUGAGGAAGGAAAAAGUGCAGAUAACAGUCUUUAUGUUGUUGAGGGGAUGCAAUUCGACCGUGGAUAUAUCUCACCUUACUUUGUUACUGAUAGCGAGAAAAUGGCCGUUGAAUAUGAAAACUGCAAGUUGCUAUUAGUUGAUAAAAAGAUAACAAAUGCAAGGGAUCUGAUUAACAUUCUGGAAGAGGCUAUUAGAAAUGGAUUCCCAAUUUUGAUUAUAGCAGAGGACAUUGAACAAGAGGCUUUAGCAACUCUUGUUGUGAACAAACUUAGAGGAGCAUUGAAGAUUGCAGCCCUUAAGGCCCCUGGAUUUGGAGAGCGAAAGAGCCAGUACCUUGAUGAUAUUGCCAUCUUGACCGGAGGUACUGUAGUCAGAGAUGAGGUUGGCCUUACUUUAGACAAAGCUGGAAAGGAAGUUUUGGGUCUAGCCUCCAAGGUGGUUCUUACUAAAGAUACUACAACAAUUGUUGGUGACGGGAGCACCCAGGAAGCUGUAAACAAGAGGGUUGCACAGAUUAGAAACCUAAUUGAGGCUGCGGAGCAGGAGUAUGAAAAGGAGAAGCUUAAUGAAAGAAUUGCGAAAUUGUCUGGUGGGGUGGCUGUGAUACAGGUUGGAGCACAGACAGAGACUGAGCUCAAAGAAAAGAAAUUGAGAGUUGAAGAUGCUCUAAAUGCUACAAAGGCUGCUGUUGAGGAAGGUAUUGUAGUUGGUGGUGGAUGCACGCUGUUAAGACUUGCAUCUAAGGUGGAUGCUAUCAAGGAGGGCCUUCACAAUGAUGAGGAAAAAGUUGGCGCAGAUAUUGUGAAAAGAGCUCUUAGUUACCCCCUAAAAUUAAUCGCCAAGAAUGCUGGUGUAAAUGGUAGCGUGGUCAGUGAAAAGGUUUUGUCCAGUGAUAAUCCACGAUAUGGAUAUAAUGCUGCUACCGGAAAAUAUGAAGAUUUAAUGGCUGCUGGGAUCAUUGACCCAACAAAGGUGGUCAGAUGUUGCCUGGAACAUGCAGCCUCUGUGGCCAAAACUUUCUUAAUGUCGGACUGUGUGGUUGUUGAGAUUAAAGAGCCCGAGCCUGUACCUGCUGGCAACCCUAUGGACAAUUCAGGGUACGGCAUCUGAGGAGCAAUGUGGCCGCAACCUGGGGACGAGAGCACCUUUUUUUUUUUUUUGAAAAAGAAAAUUUUGUAAUCACUUUUGGUACAGCGGCUGCUUAGGGUGGUGCGUAUGGAUGGAACGAUGUCUUGGAAUUUUUUCCGGAGUUGAUUACUAGUUUUUGCUUAUUUUUCGGGUGGACGUGUUCUGCCGGAAAUCAUUAAACGUUA
Molecule: messenger RNA, 2154 nt
Organism: Neltuma alba
Lineage: Eukaryota; Viridiplantae; Streptophyta; Magnoliopsida; Fabales; Fabaceae
Product: ruBisCO large subunit-binding protein subunit beta, chloroplastic
Exons: 15
Coding region: 146-1951 (601 amino acids)
Biological process (GO): protein refolding
Molecular function (GO): ATP binding; ATP-dependent protein folding chaperone
Source: RefSeq, a predicted model, not a curated record